CAUAAACCAAUAACACCCCAUGAAUAAAAACAUAAUUAGAAACUUACGCAUGCAUCAGCUUCCGUAAAUCUCCUACAUCUCUCUCUCUCCUCUCUGCUUUUUACCUUCUAGGGUUUUUGAUCAUCUCUCAGGUGAAUACGUUUUGGUAUAAUCUCAUACCAAUGUCUGCGAAUUCCAAGUCGGAGAGGUCUGCUUCUCAAUCGGCGGAGACGGUGGCUGUUUCUAACCGUGUCGUGGCGUCACGGUCAAGUCGUCAGCCGCGUCUCUCUUUCUCCUCCUUUGCUCCCUCAUCAGAGCACGAUAACCUGAAGAAGCUGAAAUCCGAUGAGAUUUCUCCCGCGAGAGAGGAAGUGCCGGUGUCGGUGAAGGAGAGAGAAGAAACGGAGGAGGAGGAAGCGAAGAGGACGUGGAAUCUUCGUCCGAGGAAGGCUUAUGGUGGUUCGAAGAAAGGAAACGGCGUGUUCACGGCGGAGGUUUGCGGUGGCGGCGGAGGAGGAGGUUCGGAGGUGAAGAAUCAGAAAUCAGGCGCAGGAAUUGAGCCGAAAUCGAACAGGCAGAGAGGAAUCCCGGCGGAAUCACCCGGAUUAGGCGGUGGUGAGGUUGCAAACGAGAAUCAUAGGCUUUGGGUUGCUCUAGCUCGAGACGAGAUCGAAGAAGAUUUGUUCAGCAUGAGUGGGAACAGGUCAUCUCGCCGGCCAAGGAAGAGGGCAAAAGCUAUGCAGAAACAUCUCGAUGUCAUUUUCCCUGGAUUGGGUCUCGUUGGGAUGAAUGCUGAUUGCUUCAGAGUAGCCACUUCUCCGGCUAAGGUUAGCUUUGAUCAGUCCACUUACUUGCUCGAUGAAAGCUUGGAUCAACCUGCCCUUUAGCUACAUUGAUCUGUAGAUAGUAUGAAAUGGAUGAAAGUCUAGACCUUUAGUGAUGAUCGAUGCAAAGGAGUCUUUUGGUGAAGGAAAAAGGGUAGAUAGGUAUGCUGGUGAUCGAGAAUCCAGAUACAUCACAGUAGAAGCUAGGAAGAAGAUAUCUCAAGAGACAUGUUCUUGUCUCAUAUCAAACUUAGUAGUAACUAAACUAUAAGUAAAUAUCGGUAAGGUCAUAUAAUUAUAGAUAUAUAUAAAGAGAGAGAGCGAGAGGGGUUUGUUUUUGAGUUAGUAAUUAAGAUGCGUCUAAGUUUAAUGGCAGAGGAAAACAACAUAAUCUAUGUUUAAAAAGGGUUUUUUGAAACCAUUUAUAACUCUUAUUAGCACAGACAAUGAUUUAUUAAACCAUAUAUAACUCUUAUUAACACACAUAGUUAGAAAGUGUAUUAAGAUCCAUAUAAGUUUUUUUAAGUAC
This is a messenger RNA of Arabidopsis thaliana (thale cress), 1332 nucleotides long. Its product is annotated as chromogranin (DUF1639). Bases 162 to 866 code for a protein of 234 amino acids. The record is from RefSeq and is marked reviewed. NCBI's taxonomy places the organism in Eukaryota, Viridiplantae, Streptophyta, Magnoliopsida, Brassicales, Brassicaceae. The transcript is spliced from 4 exons.